GCACUUUGCUCACUCUCUUUCUCUCACUAGAACUCUUUGAUUUUCUCUCUCUAAACAAUGUAUCGAACAGUCGGCGAUCACCGUUUUUGCUUUCGAUCUCUUUGAUUCAACACUGGUUUCUAUGAAAAUCUGUACUGAAUCGAUUGAAGUUAUGGUUGUUUUUUGAAGUUUAGCUUAAAUAUUUAUGAAAUUUAUGAGCUCGUGAGCUAAUUUGAGCUGAGUUUUGAAGUUUUUGGACGUUUUUUGAGGUGUUUUUGUUAAUUUUUAUGUGUAUGUGCGAUGAUUACUGAUGGUUAUGCGAAGAUGAUGUCGGAAAUUGGAAUGCGAUCAAUGCUAGGAGGAAGUAGCGAUUAUAACGAAGAGUUAGGGUUGUUGCUUAGAGAACAAAGGAGGCAGCAACAAGAGAUGGGUGAUCGAGAGAGAGAGCUCAGUAUUUACAGAAGUGGUUCAGCUCCGCCGAAUGUUGAAGGAUCGUUGAAUGCUUUUGGUGGCUUGAUGAUAGGCACCGGUGGUGGUGGUGGCGGUGGAGGUGGAAGUAGAGGAGACAAUGGUAAUGAUUUUGGUGGACUUUCAGAAGAGGAGUUAAGGUGUGAUCCAGCAUACAUUUCGUAUUACUACUCGAAUGUGAAUCUGAACCCAAGGCUUCCGCCACCUCUUUUGUCUAAAGAAGACUGGCGGUUUGCCCAGCGUCUACAGGGUAGCGGUGGAGGUGGUAAUGUUGGUAGUGGUGGUAAUUCACCAGUAUUAGGGGGGAUUGGUGAUAGGAGGAAAGGAAAUCGUGGUGAGGUUGAUAAGGGAAGGGAUGUUGAAUCACUUUUUUCAAUGCCGAUGGGAUUUGGUGCAAUAAAUGAAGAAAAUGGAAGUGAGGCGCGGAAGGAGUGGGGUGGUGAUGGUCUUAUUGGAAUGCAUGGAUUAGGUUUAGGAAGCCGGCAGAAGAGCAUCACUGAGAUGAUUCAGGACAAUAUGAGCCAAACAACAUCGAGGCAUUCAUCACGUCCUGCUUCCCGUGCAUAUGAUGAUAUUGUUGAUCCUUCUGAGUCUCAAUUUGCUCAUCUCCAUCAAAAUAUGGCAUCUUUGGACGCAUUACAUUCUCGAGAAAAGAUUCAAGCUAUGUCUACCCUCCAGAGUGGCAGUUCAUCAGGUUCUCAGUCUUAUGGUUCGGCCAUGGGUACAUCACUGUCACGAAGUACCACCUUUGAUCCUCAGCUUGUGGCUAGAGCUCCUAGUCCUCGUAUUCCUUCUGCUGGAGGAGGAAGGAUAGCAUCACUAGAGGAUAUUUCAUCUCAUAUGGGCGAGCAUACUGAUUUGGCUGCUGCAUUGUCUGGCAUGAGUCUAUCAGGGAACAAUAUGGGAGAUGAACGGAAACAUCAAAAGUAUCAAAUUCAUAGUGAGAUUGAAGAUCAUCAGAAUCUCUUCCGAUUGCAGAAUGGUCAGAAUCCUAUGAAGCAACAUCCAUAUGCAAAAAAGUCUGAAUCUGUUCAGUUUCACAAGUCUGCAGGUUCCUCUGCUGCAUACUUGAUAGGGUCCUCUAUGCCAACUCUCAACGGUGGAGAUAGUUCUCCAUCUCAAUAUCCAACUGUCGGUAGUCCUAAUUCAACGUUUUCUGCUUAUGCUUUAGGGGGUUAUGGUAUGAACCCUCCAUCACCGUCCAUGUUUGAAAACCAGCUUGGGGCUGGUAAUUUGCCUUCCAUACUGGGAAAUAUAGCUUCUCCGAUGGGUGCAUGUGGAAUUGAUGCUCGUGUAACAGGAGGCGGAUUGAGUUUGGGUCCUAAUUUAAUGGCUGCAGCAGCUGAACUGCAGAACCUUAAUAGACUUGGUAAUCAGACCUUGGGAGGCUCUCUGCAAAUGUCUCAGAUGGAUCCGUUGUACCUACAGUACUUGAGGUCACCUGAGUAUCUUGCUGCUCAGCUAGCUGCUCUCAACGACCCAACAGUUAAUAGGGAGUCUUUAGGGACUUCAUACAUGGACUUGAUUGAGCUUCAGAAAGCUUAUCUGGAGACGUUGGUUGCAUCUCAAAAAUCACAAUAUGGUCUUCCUUAUCUUGGCAACUCUGGUGGAAUAAAUCAUGGUUACUAUGGGAACCCAGCACUUGGCCUUAAUAUGUCAUAUCCUGGAAGCCCUUUGGCAGGUGCAGGUCUUCCAAAUUCCCCAUUUGGACCUGGUAGUCCUGUAAGGUAUGGGGAAAGGAACAUGCGUUUUCAUUCAGGGAUGAGAAACUUAGCUGGUGGUGUCAUGGGAGCUUGGCAUUCCGAGGCCGUUUCUAACUUUGGUGAAACCUUUUCUUCCUCGUUACUAGAUGAGUUUAAGAGCAAUAAGAGUAAGUGUUUUGAGCUAUCAGAGAUUGAAGGCCAUGUUGUUCAGUUCAGUGCGGAUCAGUAUGGGAGUCGGUUCAUUCAACAAAAACUUGAGACUGCUACCACAGAAGAGAAGAACAUGGUCUUCCAAGAAAUUAUGCCGCAAGCCCUUUCUUUGAUGACUGAUGUGUUUGGUAAUUAUGUGAUCCAGAAGUUUUUGGAGCAUGGAAGUUCACCCCAGAUAAGAGAACUGGCUGACCAGCUCAGUGGGCAUGUACUCACCCUUAGCCUUCAGAUGUAUGGUUGCCGAGUAAUCCAGAAGGCCAUAGAGAUGGUUGAUCUGGAUCAGCAGACUAAAAUGGUCGCUGAGCUUGAUGGUCAUGUUAUGCGCUGUGUUAGAGAUCAGAAUGGGAAUCAUGUAAUCCAGAAGUGCAUCGAAUGCAUUCCAGAGGAUGCUAUCCAGUUCAUUGUUUCCACAUUUUAUGAUCAAGUUGUGACAUUGUCCACCCAUCCAUAUGGAUGUCGGGUCAUACAGAGAGUCCUGGAACAUUGCCAUAAUCCUGAAACCCAGAACAUUGUGAUGAAUGAGAUUUUGCAAACAGUUUGCAUGUUGGCGCAAGAUCAAUAUGGGAAUUAUGUUGUUCAGCAUGUACUGGAACACGGAAAGCCUGAGGAGCGUACUUCUAUAAUUAGUAAGCUGAUGGGACAGAUAGUUCAGAUGAGCCAGCAGAAAUUUGCCUCUAAUGUUGUGGAGAAGUGCUUAAGCUUUGGAACUCCCGAAGAACGUCAGACCUUGGUAAAUGAGAUGAUUGGCACCACUGAUGAAAAUGAACCUCUUCAGGCGAUGAUGAAAGAUCAGUUUGCAAACUAUGUUGUACAGAAAGUGCUGGAGACUUGUGAUGACCAGCAACUUGAACUCAUUCUCAACCGUAUCAAGGUUCAUCUUAGUGCUUUGAAGAAAUAUACUUACGGAAAGCAUAUAGUCGCGCGUGUAGAGAAACUGGUUGCUGCUGGAGAGAGGAGGAUCAGCUUCCUGGCUUCAUAUUCUGGUGCUGCUUAGAUGGUGUAGGAAGGAAAAUUGUACAGCUAACUGAGGCUAGAACGAGUACCCUCGUCUUUGUUUUCUUGCCCAGAGCUUUAGCUCUACUUCUUGCUGAUGGAACAUAUUAAAAAUAAAACUGUAUGUGGUGUUUGUAACAUUGUACAUUAUAGCUUUGAGGUAUAAUCUAUAUAAGCAGGUUUAACUGUGAGGCUCAGAUGGUAAACAUACCUGGAUGCCCCUGCCGCGGAGAUAGAGUAACUGUACAAGGGUGUAAAGAAAAACUGUAGUGACAUCUUAAACUGUACAAAUUGUUGCCAUGUGCAGAGCCUGUUGUUUUAGGUACCAAUUUAUAAUGUAUGGAUUCGAUAAUUAUCUUUUCUUCUGUUAUAGAAAACUCUUUAUCAA
Messenger RNA from Solanum dulcamara, 3741 nucleotides. RefSeq names its product pumilio homolog 1-like. Gene Ontology annotation, cellular component: cytoplasm. NCBI's taxonomy places the organism in Eukaryota, Viridiplantae, Streptophyta, Magnoliopsida, Solanales, Solanaceae. The coding region runs from base 280 to 3354 and encodes 1024 amino acids. Gene Ontology annotation, molecular function: mRNA binding. Gene Ontology annotation, biological process: post-transcriptional regulation of gene expression. The record is from RefSeq and is a predicted model, not a curated record. The transcript has 9 exons.